This is a messenger RNA of Haliotis rubra (blacklip abalone), 1920 nucleotides long. Its product is annotated as protocadherin-like wing polarity protein stan. The transcript has 9 exons. Gene Ontology annotation, molecular function: cadherin binding; calcium ion binding. NCBI's taxonomy places the organism in Eukaryota, Metazoa, Mollusca, Gastropoda, Lepetellida, Haliotidae. Bases 1 to 1920 code for a protein of 639 amino acids. Gene Ontology annotation, cellular component: catenin complex; plasma membrane. The record is from RefSeq and is a predicted model, not a curated record. Gene Ontology annotation, biological process: homophilic cell-cell adhesion.
AUGGACAACUGGUUGUUCGUCUACCUUGUCUCUAUCGUCAUUGAGCCUAUACUUUCAGGUACCUACAUCCAGGCUGAGACAGACUCACAACACAAGAUCGUCGCCAUGAAUGAAAGGGGGUUGCCAAUCACCGGCCAAAACUCACUGAUUUUCCAGAUCAAGGCGUGUUCUAAUGCAUAUUUUGUUCUGUCUGAGAAGUACCGGUUUAGUAAACCAGACCAACGGUUCUUCCUAGUCAUCUUGGGAGCGACGGCAACGUCCAGCGUGAACGGCAUCCGAGACAGUUGUCUGAGAAGUUGCGACAAACCUUCAGCAAAGAAAGUAGGACAGUGGCUCCACUGCUCCACCUUCCGGACGUUCUGGCUAGCCUGGGAUGAACACGGAGGUCUGGGUUUGGGAAGUGGCGCUGUGGCUCUACGGAACUCUCUCAUGAAACUCAGAUCACCACGUCCGUUCCCCCUCAACUUCCUCUUCCUCUGGGGACAGGACAACGCUCCUCAGUUCGUGUUCCCGAGGCCAUAUGGUGGUUCAACAGUCGAGAUUCCCGAAAACACAGAUAUAAAGAAGGUGAUACUCGAUCUGAAGGCCACCGACCAGGACAAGGACAUGUUAAAGUUUUCUGUUGUUGGGGAACACUCGUACACAUUCAAGUGCGCAGGCUCGAGCCUCGUUCUGAUGAAUCCAGUGGAUUACGAAGAGCAGUCACUGUACAACGUGCAAAUAAGAGCGUUUGAUGGGUCGUACGCAUCGGUCACUCAUCUCACUGUCAUAGUUACUGAUGUCAAUGACAAUGCCCCGGAAGUUGAUAGAAUUGACCCUAUAGAGAUACCGGAGCAACUACCGGAAGGCUCUGUCAUUGGUGCAAUAACAUCGGCACGUGAUGUGGACACCAAUGACAAGAUCACGUUUUCUCUAGAAGAAAGAGAUUCGUCAUACUUUUCUGUCGACCCAAAUACUGGCCUCCUGUACAUAAGAAGGACAGUGGAUCUCGAAGCGAUGUCAGUGACGUCAUACAUUGCCAACAUGACGCUAAUAGUGACAGACGUGGUGGGUCACUCUACGUCCACGGCUGUCAUCGUCAUCGUCAAUGACAUCAACGACAACCCACCUGCAUUUCUCCAGGACGAGUACCACAUUAACAUCAGCGAGACGAGCAGUGGAGACGUCGAGUUGAUAACCUUCACCUUGUAUGACCCCGACGUUGACCCUGACGCUAACAUCAGCCUGUCCCUCCGCGACGUCAGUGACGUAUUCUACCUGCAGGACAGAACGCUGGUGUGUGCUACCGACCGGCUGAAGUAUGAUAACCAGCCCCAAUACACGCUGAAGGUGGAGGCAAGGGACAAGGAGAAGAUGGGGAGACAGAACACGGCGACAGUGACGGUCGUUGUUGAAGUGUUGCCGGUUGUGAAACGCGCUCUCGCCUGGAUGACUGGAGCCAAUGGCAGACUACCUCGAGUGACCUUGUCCAGGAGAGUUCCACCCGGAUCAGCAGUGACCGUCUUGAUCGCAAGUCAGUCAUGCUCGGGGACAGAUGGACACGUCUUCUACAGAAUUCUGUCGGUCAAAGAUGAGAAAGAACGCCAGGUGGCUGGAGCAUACACCAUUGAUGCCAAGACCGGGCAAGUCACGACAACUGAAUCAUUCAACAAAAAUGUCGCUGUGUACAACUGCCUCCACGUCCAGGCGUACGACCUGCAUCAACCUGACCGAUUCAUUGACGGCUGGGUCAGUGUCGACGUGCACGCCGUCACUGAUGAUCCUCGUGACGACCUGGUAGGAGCGGAGUCGUGCAAGACACAGACCGAGCUCCUUCUUCUUCAGAGCAUGGUCGGAAUACUAUCCUUCUGUCUGCUUGUAUCUAGCUGCGUCAUCGUAUGCAAGAGGAAGUCACCAAUUAAAGUUUACCCGAUAAAGUAA